GGUACGUACGUACUUCGCACGGGUUUCCAUCGUUCACUUGUACUGUGAGAUUUAAGGUUUACGACGAGCAGAAUCACCAGGUCUGAUCACAAGAACCACCCAGCGCUUGGUUCGAGACAGUGCUGCGASGACUUCAAACGAAGGAACCACAAACACAAUGGCACUUGCGGCGGUGCUCUGGAUUUUCUUCUCCUUGCGGCUGCUUGUCGAAUCCUUCCGGCACGAGCAUUCUUGCUAUUCGCGGCAGCGCCGUCGGCAUUACUACCUCGCCCAACCAAGUGUCGUUGAAGGUUUCGGCGUGUCCGUUGCCAAUCGGAAUGUCAAAAGAGAUGCCGGYAUCGACUGCUUGGAAAACCGCCUUUCAUUGCCGGAUUCCGUAGCUCUGUUCUCGAGCAAGGGAGGCCUUGGUGAGAACCAAGGCAGCGACUCCGAAUACCGCUCCGUUGCGRACGUCGUUGGGGGGUUGCACGGGGGAAAGUACCAAUUCGGAAGCGAUGCCACCGGGGGAGCGUUCUUUCAAAACGGCGACGCCUUUUCGGGCACCGGUGAUUCGGGUGGUKCACAGCAAGAGCUCUUUGCCACAGACACAGGCGACGACGAUGGCGGGGAGCUCCCCAACUGGGCCAAGCGGAUGGCGCCAAGGAUCGAACCGCCGGGCAGCAAUCAUCCGAAYGACUGCAAGGUCUUGAAGCUUCCCUCCAACGCGGAUCCCAUGGAUGGAAUGUUUCAUUUCACUUCCAUUGAAAUUCGGAACCAGGAACGAACCUGGGAAAAAUUCUAUGCUAAGAUUAUGGUGAAGGAGGSCGCAGCGGACGGUGGAGGGUUUGUCGAGCUGCCAUCUCCAGAGGCCUCCAAUCUGCUUUGUGUUGYGCCCUCUUCGGGAUUCCUGGCCCCACGGGGUGGUGCGAGCAAUGCCUGCGAUGCGAACAAGCCCUAUUCGGACAKGGCCACCAUCCGGAUCGCCCAGAAUGGUUUGUGGCAAAAUGAUGCCAACGAUGGCCUAGAAGAAAGGCUCUGGUUGGUGGUUGGGACAGAAGAAGAGCAAUGGUCGUACAAGCUCGAAUUUCUAGCGUUGGGCGACGGAGACUAACCGCAACGAAAGAAUUUAUUUCGUAGGAGGAAAACACAACAAAGAGAUCUCGGAUGCUGGAUGCUGGAUGCUGCGCCGCAGGCACCGAGCGGGCUUGGUUUUCCCCAGUUCGGAACGGAGGCAACAAAAGUGCAGUCGGUCGGAAUGUGCGAGUGCAGCAUUUGCCAAGAAGUUGCAACGGAAAAUCACGAAAUCAUACAAUGCAUCGCUGAAAAAGAAGAUUUCAAUCUAAUUUUUGCUGACGGCAUCCCCUCGGCUCGCAGCAAAGAAUGGUUGUUGCUACUCAGGAAACAGUSUUAUUUAUACUGGUAUGAUUCCUAUUUUUUGCAAUAGUCGAACGCUUUUACGAGAAUGAGAAUCAUCGUGCGAUGCAACAUUUCYACGCCUGUUCUCUUGAAACAAUUCUCCCACAACGCGCCUCCAAGACAACUCCAGAGURRAAGUAAAACUACAUC
Molecule: messenger RNA, 1545 nt
Organism: Pseudo-nitzschia multistriata
Lineage: Eukaryota; Bacillariophyta; Bacillariophyceae; Bacillariales; Bacillariaceae
Source: the annotation of a GenBank genome assembly